AUAUAGCCACCCCCUAGGCGAGUCCCGCGGAAUCCCGUCUUGUCUCCUCUCCCCCUCGAGGGUCCCCAGAGUCGCUGCGGACGGCACCGGCAUGUCGAGCGAGACGAGCGCUUCGGGGACCUCCCCCAGGGCCCCGCGUCCCGGGACCCAGAAGACAUCCGGCACGGUGGCCAAGAAGGGGGAGCGCGGGGCCAAGGAGAAGCCGACGAUCAACCUGCAGCAGGUGGGCGAGGAGGAGCCUAAGAACCCAGAGGAGUACCAGUGCUCCGGGGUGCUGGAGACCGACUUCGCCGAGCUCUGUACGCGAUCAGGCUACACAGACUUCCCCAAAGUUGUCAUCCGGCCCCGUCCUCACCCGACCUUUGUCCCUUCUGCCUCCGUGUCGGAAAAGACAGCCCUAGAGGAGCAGCGGUUGCUGUCGGGAUCCUGCAGCCUCAACAGCCUGGAGAGCAAAUACGUGUUCUUCCGGCCCACCGUCCAGGUGGAGCUGGAGCAGGAGGACCCCAAGUCCGUGAGGGAAAUCUACAUCCGCGGUUGGAAGGUUGAGGAUCGCAUUCUGGGUAUCUUUUCUAAAUGCCUGCCCCCUCUCAGCCAGCUACAGGCCAUCAACUUGUGGAAGGUGGGGCUGACAGAUAAGACCUUGACAACCUUCAUCGCUCUCCUGCCUCUGUGCUCAUCCACACUCAGGAAGGUGUCUCUGGAGGGGAACCCGUUGCCGGAGCAGUCAUAUUACAAGCUCAUGGGGUUGGACAGCACGAUUGCACAUUUGUCUCUGCGCAACAACAACAUCGACGACUACGGGGCGCAGCUGCUGGGCCAGGCUCUGUCCACGCUGCACAGCUGCAACAAAACCCUCGUCUCACUCAACCUGGGUUUCAACCACAUCGGGGACGAGGGCGCGGGCUACAUCGCCAAUGGCCUCAGGCUGAACCGCUCCCUGCUUUGGCUGUCCCUGGCCCACAACCGCAUCCAGGACAAGGGAGCCCUGAAGCUGGCCGAGGUCCUGCGCCCCUUCGAGCUGACACACAUCGAGGUAGUGGAGCGCCGGCGCCUCUUGCUGGAGAAGGGGACGCAGGAGCGAUUACGAUCGCCUUCCUCCUCUCGACACACGGACUUCAAAACCGACCGAGACAAGAAUCAGAUGGUAGGGGCGAGCAGUGCUGCACUGUCAGAGAAGACGGACAAGGUGCAGGCCAUGAAAACCCCCAAAAGCCUGGGCAAGAAAAAGGAGAAGUCAGGGGAAGUGGUCAAGAAAGAGGAGAAGUCAGGGUCUGGGCAGUCGCCUACACAAGGAACCCUUAAGAAAGAAGAUGCCUCAAAGGCAGGCAAAGGGAAGGCAUCCAUCCCUGAGCAGAAGCCAACCAAGGGGAAAGGGACCAAAUCUGGGAGCAAAGAGAAGCGGAGCAUCCUCCUGGAGUCAGAGCUCGUUGCUGAAACUACGGAGAUGGUCAACCCUCUCCUGGAGCCUGUGGCGCACCGAGAUGGGAAAGUUUACAUGCCUGGGAAUAAGGUCCUUCUGCACCUCAACCUCCUGCGGAACCGCAUCACAGAGGUGGGGCUAGAGGGCUUCCUCGCAGCAGUGCAGUACCAGGUGCAGUUCUCCAAGUCCAAGGUUGCGUCCAAGGGCCCGGUCGGGCUGCUCUGGCUGUCCCUGGCGAAGAACUACUUCCCCCUGCAAUGUCCUGCGUACACCAUGAUCCAGGAGCUGAUGCUGCCAAGGGAUCCCAUGAAUAAAGCCAGGCCCAGGGAGGAUGAGGCCCUGGCUUUCUCCAUGUAGGGACCACCCUGCCA
Molecule: messenger RNA, 1791 nt
Organism: Loxodonta africana (African savanna elephant)
Lineage: Eukaryota; Metazoa; Chordata; Mammalia; Proboscidea; Elephantidae
Gene: LRRC71
Product: leucine rich repeat containing 71
Exons: 15
Coding region: 92-1777 (561 amino acids)
Molecular function (GO): protein binding
Source: RefSeq, a predicted model, not a curated record